This is a messenger RNA of Vigna angularis (adzuki bean), 3046 nucleotides long. RefSeq names its product serine/threonine-protein kinase EDR1. Lineage: Eukaryota; Viridiplantae; Streptophyta; Magnoliopsida; Fabales; Fabaceae. The coding region runs from base 471 to 2867 and encodes 798 amino acids. Gene Ontology annotation, molecular function: protein kinase activity; ATP binding. The record is from RefSeq and is a predicted model, not a curated record. The transcript has 18 exons. Gene Ontology annotation, biological process: protein phosphorylation.
AGAGUGAGGAUGUGAGGUUCCGAGAUUCUUCUAACUUGUAUUGUAAAAUGCAACCUCUCACGUGAGUUCUCACUCACUCUUAAAUCUCUCCCAAACCCAAAUCUCUAACUAACUAACCAAGCCCAUCACUUUCUCUUUCUGUCAAUCCUAAACCCAAAACCAUCAAAUUCCUCUCUUUCAACUUCCUUGUUUCCAUCAUCACCAUCGCGCUUCCUUUUUGUCCUUUUCUCCGUCUUUAUUGUUGCCACUUCAGCAUUUUAUGGCUCUAUAAAACCUCCUCAGAGUCGCUGAGAUUCAAAUGCUACUACACCGCAAGCCGUUUCUCCGCUCAAAUGCUUGGAUCUCUCACCGGCUAUGUGGUCUCCAGGUUGAAGCAGUUGGAGCUGCAAAAGUAUGGUUUUCGAUGAUUUGUUAUUUUAGAGCUACCUUCAGCUGUGAUAUGUCUCUUAUGGGUUAAGAAGUGUGGCGAAAUGGUUUUAAAUUCCAUUUUUAUGAAAACAUGGAAGAGGGACGAGAAGAUGCGGCGUCAGCAGAGCGAAGGCCAUCCAACAUGUCAUGGACAUGCUAACCAAGAUGUUAUGUCCCCUCAAAAGGCGUCACAAAUUCUCUGGCGCACCGGAAUGCUUUCUGAACCAAUACCCAAUGGUUUUUAUUCAGUUAUUCCGGAGAAAAGACUCAAGAAACUUUUUGAUAGUAUUCCUACUUUAGAUGAGCUUCAAGCUUUGGGUGGAGAGGCUUUUAGGGCUGAUGUCAUUGUUGUGGAUUCAGAGAAAGAUAGAAGGUUAUCUAUGUUGAAGCAACUAAUUGUGGCAUUGGUUAAAGGAUUGAAUUCAAAUCCACCAGCAAUGAUUAAGAAGAUAGCUGGAUUAGUUUCUGAUUUUUAUAAGCGAUCAAAUGUAGAAAGUCCAGCAAAAGCUGGACUUGAGGAAUCCUCCCACAUGUUUGAGAAUCAUGGUGUCCAGAUGCUGGGGCAAAUAAGACAUGGUUCAUGCCGUCCUCGAGCUAUCUUAUUUAAAGUGUUAGCAGAUACUGUAGGUCUGGAAAGUAGGCUUAUGAUGGGUUUUCCCAAUGAUGGGGCUGCUGAUUGCGUAGACUCAUACAAGCAUAUGUCAGUUAUUGUUGUGUUAAAUUCUGUGGAAUUGCUGGUUGAUCUUAUGCGUUUUCCUGGCCAACUAUUACCACGAUCAACAAAAUCAAUUCUUAUGACACACAUUUCUGCAGCUGGAGAGAGUGAUUCUGCAGAAAAUGAUUCCUGUGAUUCACCAUUAGAACCAAAUAGUCCUUUGUAUGGAGUUUCAGAUAGUGUUGAAAAGGAGGAAAAUCUCCAAUUCCACAGAAGAUUUGAAGUAUCUUCAAAUGUAUCUGGCCUUCCCCUGCGAAACAGGAUGUUACGAUCAUAUACCAGUCUAGAAAGAAAUUUGAGUUUUUCACAAAGUGAACCCAACAUUGCAACUGCGUUUGGUCGGCGGAGUCGAAAAAAGGUCAUUGCUGAUCAAAGGACUGCUAGUUCAAGUCCAGAACAUCCAUCACUGCGAGCACAUGGACUGUCUAAGCUUAGUGGUGACAGAACUGCUUUUAGAGAUUUUGCUGAUGACCAGUCUAAACCAAGAUCCAGCUAUAAAUCAGAUGGUGCUUCCUCGUCAGAAGCUCGUCGAAUACGUAGAAGAAGUAUCAGCAUGACGCCAGAGAUUGGUGAUGAUAUUGCAAGGGCUGUACGGGCAAUGAAUGAAUCAUUAAAGCAAAAACGUCUUCUGAGAGAGAAAGAGGCCGGUGAUAGUUCAUUGUCCCAUUCACCAAAUGAUAGAGCCGGCAGUAUGGAUCUUCUGAAACAAAAGUCAAAUUUCAAUCUUGAUGGUCAUCAAGAGAGAUCCCCCUUGUAUUCACUACACCAUGACCCUGUAACGUCUCAAAAGGCAAUUUCAUUACCCUCAUCCCCGCACGAUUAUAGAGGACAAGCUUCUGAGAGUAGUGGAGUGUCAGAAUAUCCAAUGAAUGACGAACUGGAGUCUACUUGGAAUAAAGUUCUUCAAUCGCCAAUGUUCAAUGAUGGACCUCUGUUGCCAUAUGAAGAAUGGAACAUCGAUUUCACAGAAUUGACUGUUGGAACUCGUGUUGGGAUUGGGUUCUUCGGAGAAGUUUUCCGUGGCAUAUGGAAUGGCACAGAUGUCGCAAUCAAAGUUUUCCUAGAGCAAGAUUUAACUGCUGAAAACAUGGAAGAUUUCUGCAAUGAGAUAUCCAUUCUCAGCCGGCUCCGACAUCCUAACGUUAUCUUAUUUCUUGGUGCAUGCACAAAGCCGCCACGCUUGUCAAUGGUGACUGAAUACAUGGAGAUGGGCUCUUUGUUUUACUUGAUUCAUGUGAGUGGUCAAAAGAAGAAGCUUAGUUGGCGGAGAAGACUAAAGAUGUUGCGGGACAUAUGCCGGGGCCUAAUGCACAUACAUCGUAUGAAGAUUAUUCACCGCGAUGUGAAAAGUGCUAAUUGUCUUGUGGACAAGCAUUGGACAGUGAAAAUAUGUGAUUUUGGACUUUCAAGAAUAAUAACAGAGUCUCCCAUGAGAGAUUCCUUGUCAGCUGGAACCCCAGAAUGGAUGGCUCCUGAACUUAUUCGAAAUGAACCAUUCACCGAAAAAUGUGAUAUAUUUAGCUUGGGGGUCAUAAUGUGGGAGCUCUGCACCUUGAAUAGGCCAUGGGAAGGCGUGCCACCGGAGAGGGUGGUUUAUACCGUUGCUAACGAGGGUUCUCGAUUGGAUAUUCCUGAAGGCCCGCUAGGCAGGCUGAUUUCAGAAUGUUGGGCGGAACCACAUGAACGGCCAAGUUGUGAGGAGAUCCUCUCUCGCUUGGUGGACAUCCAGUACUCUCUGUUUUGAUGCAGUGUUUAUCUUUUGUACAUAGUGAACGUCGGGUAGAGUUAUUACUUUUGUGUUUUCGGCUGAUGUAAACUUCUAUGAAUUUUUGUUGUUUAUCUAAAAGCGUAAUGAAACAUGUAUCUGUGCGUUCCUAACUAAAGUGUCCUGUGUGGCAAUAAAAGUUAAUCCAUUAUCCAUCA